Molecule: messenger RNA, 2928 nt
Organism: Anopheles maculipalpis
Lineage: Eukaryota; Metazoa; Arthropoda; Insecta; Diptera; Culicidae
Exons: 3
Coding region: 1-2928 (975 amino acids)
Source: RefSeq, a predicted model, not a curated record
AUGCCCUCGAUGUCCUCGACGUGGAUCGAGGAGCGACCGGGCGACCACGGUGGUAGUCCGGUCGGGCGGCGAAGUUCCGUCGAUCCGUCCGACGCGUUCAGUAACAUCAGCAACCAGAGUGCGGGCUCUGGUCGGUCGGGUGUGCGCCGGUUCGGGGACAUCUUUCGCAAUCGGCUAAAGUCGGCUGGUGCAGCGGCAAUGCGCAGUUUCAACGAAAGCUUCCCUCAGGAGUGCAAGAUAAACACGGAUGAGGAAAACGGUGUCCAGACGCCAUCGCCAAAGACGUCGAACGUUGGUGUGAAAGGUGGAGUGCGGACGGCGUCGUUCGAUGCGCUUGAUGCGGUGCUGGUGAACGAACGUGUGAUGGGACGCAAUCGGGAUCGUACCAUCGUGAAGGAGCGUAGCAACACGCUGACCGGUAGUGGACCCGCUGCUGUAGGCACUGGUGGAAGUAGUACUGGGAGUGGAGGACUACGAUCGAGACGCAGUUCGACUAUGUUCCGUCAGCGGACCAUACAUCGUACUCCGAGCGGCGCAAACGCAAAAUCAUUUGCUGAGGACGAGGUGAUCGAGAAGAGCGAACCAACGGGCAAAGGUGGACACCCGCGGCUAACGCGCAAAGAGGACAAAAAGACCAAACCAGACGAUGCAGCCCCGGUGGCAAAACGGACGACCGAUUUCCAUGACAACAAAGGGCUACCGGAUGGUGAGCGGGGCCGGUUGGCAAUGCAUCCGCGCACCAGCAUUGUGCACCGCGAACCGAUGGACGAGGUCGUCGUUGGGAAGCCACCGAGCCGUGAACGCGUAAACUCUACCUCACACUACUCGACGGAGAAGAGUGGCUCGUCGGGUUACUACAGCACCAACCUUUACUCGACCGGUGGUUCCUCGGUGGACGAGCACAUCUACUGUGAGCCGAUCGAUCGUUGCCCGCGCACCCAGCGACUCGAGCACGAAGACAGCGUGAAACGUACGAGCACGGUGAAGUCCGCAAACCAGGCGGCAAGAGAGCCAGUGAAGACUAGUGCCAGCUGUGAUAGGAAGCGGGGUGGGAAUGAUCAGGAGCUUUCAGAACUGCAGCGUAAUAUACGGGGGCUGGAGCAAUAUUACUAUCCGUCGUCGCUUUCGUCACCGACCGUUCCGGUGCAGAUAAGUGUGAUGAGGGCAUCUGUUGCGCAGCAGCCCUUGCAUGCAUCUGCCACUAUUGGGGUCGAUGGAAGUGGGCCUGGUGGUGAAGAUUGUGCUGAAGGUUGUGAGGUUCAGGAGCGGUCUCAGGAGCGGUCUCAGGAGCAGCAGGAACAGCAACAGCUGUCUGUUAUAAUGGAGGGCAAUGAUGGGCAGAUCCCUCGACCGAUUUGGCCCCUCGAUACGGACGAUUCGCUGAUGGACAUAAACCUGGAAUCGUUCCGUAUGGCAAACCACAGCAGUCAGAAUUUGAUUGGGUUUGAAAGUCCAACGCUGUCCUCGAUCUCCGAAAGUGAGAUGUAUGCGAUGCGCGAUCAGGCAACGGAUGGCGCAGCGGAGGGCUCUAGUCGCAAGAAGUCACAGUACGAGGAAUAUCUCGAGUUCCACAACACGCGCAAUAUUCUUGAGCAGAUUCGGGGAAAGUUGAACACACUGCUGGAACAGCGAACGGAGCAGCAAGAGCAAGCAGCUCAACGGGUACCGAGCUCUGGUAACCCGUUCGUGAAGGAACCGGGACCGAGUGAAACGGAGCUGGAGAAGAACAUUGCCAUCUUGAAGGCAGAUCUAGACGGGUAUCUGCGCACAAUGAACCAGAAGAAUGAGAACGAAAUCCGUCGCUUUUGCAAGGGUAUGAGCCGAGAGCCGAAAGUUGUGGCAGUCCAGAAUGCAGUGGAGCAGCGAAAUCGUUCCCGUUCUGGAUCCAUUCUAAGUCUAGAGCAUGAUUACGAGAUGCUGGAGCGAACGGGUGCCGUUCCGUAUUCGACCUCUUGUGGAUCGGAAUCACUGUUACCGUACUAUCAAGUUCUACCACCGGACAUAUGUGAGGGACGUCCACCGGCAGCUUUACCAGCCGCAGCUUUGGUGCUGAACCGACGCAGCCCCCCAAAUCCUUUUGCCCAAGAGGUACGUCAGCACGGCGGUCCACCGGGGUCUGUUGGUGGUUUGCAUUCACUUUGCUGCCAGCAGCGUUACCUGAACAGUGAUGAAAUUCGGGUGUGCAAUCGUUACGGUGGCUGCGAGCGUACGGAUCCUAAUGUGGCCAUCGAUAUGCCCGACAGUGAUGAUGGUGAGGUUGGGAAGACGUUCGUGACGGGGUCUGGUCGCGAUGGUGGUGGUGGUGCUCGUAGUGUUGAUUGUCGAAGUGUCAGUAUUGGAAUGCCGGAGGAUGAAACAGUGGCUGGUGAUAGGGUGGGAAGGCGUGGGUCACGUGUGAAGUUGAAAACUGACCCACCGGAUGGGUGCCAGGCGAAGGGUGAAUGUGUUAGUGAUAGCGGGAGUGGGGGUCCACAUAUGGCGCACUGUGAUUUUAACCAGCUGCAGCGCAACAUCACGCUCGAGCGCAUCAUCCUGAUGGAGAGCCUCGGCAAGUCGCGCAACGGUCAGUUCGGUGAUAAGGAGAAGAUGCUGCUCGAAUGGCACCAGAACAAGCCGAGCUGCUGGGAGCUGUACUAUGGUGCCAACCGGGAGGAGCACCCGCCACAUCAGACGCUGAUCCGGAAGAUGAAGCUCGGCCGCAAAAGCACGGUGUGCAUUUCUUACCCCUCAACCCGUCCCGAAUCCGAUUUCACACUGGACGUGCCGCGCGCUGAGCAGCUGCGACUGAAGAUGAAGAAGGAAAAACAGUUCCGGAGCCGAUGCCGCUGGUUUUUCUACUUCCUGAGCGUGGUGUUCUUCUUGCUCUCGGUGAUGGUUGUUAGUUUGAUACUGACUCGUGGAAAACGCAUGUUUGGAAGCAUGAUUUAG